Messenger RNA from Planococcus citri (citrus mealybug), 2211 nucleotides. Its product is annotated as glucose dehydrogenase [FAD, quinone]-like. NCBI's taxonomy places the organism in Eukaryota, Metazoa, Arthropoda, Insecta, Hemiptera, Pseudococcidae. Gene Ontology annotation, molecular function: flavin adenine dinucleotide binding; oxidoreductase activity, acting on CH-OH group of donors. Bases 187 to 2013 code for a protein of 608 amino acids. The record is from RefSeq and is a predicted model, not a curated record. The transcript has 3 exons.
AUGUUUAUUUGUACAGCAUGUCGUGUCUAAGUUUAAAAAAAAAAAUUGAAAAACAAACUAUCUAGGUACAAAUGAUUUUUGUAAUGGUUGGCAGUGUUUCUCAUAUGCGUGGAUGGUAGUUAUUCAUGGUUCGCGAAUUAAAUAAUACUACAUUGAUGUUAAAUGUGAGGCUACAACUUAGAUAAUAUGCUCCCUCUCACGAUACUAUGGCUAUGGCUGGUGAAAUCGUCGAUAUGCCUCGAUUACUCAGAUUACCCCGCAGAUUACAGUCCUGAUAUAUGCGAAAAUUCAAACGCGUACGACUUCAUCGUAGCCGGAGCUGGUAGUGGAGGUUCCACAUUGGCCAGUCGUCUCAGUGAAGAAGCUUCCUGGACCGUUUUACUUCUCGAGAAAGGUCAAGAUCCGCCACCUCUGAGCGAAACUCCGAUUUUAUGGGCCAGUUUAUUAAAAUCCGAUGUCGAUUACAAGUACGUUUCUCAACCGGACGAGUUUCUUUUCAAAGGCCUCGAGGGCAACGUGUCGUCAAUCCCGAGGGGGAAAUUAUCCGGAGGAUGUUCUUCGGUCAACGUCGCCGUUUAUUUACGAGGUCAUAGGAAAGAUUACGAUACAUGGGAGAAGCUCGGUUGCGACGGAUGGAAUUACGACUCGAUCAAAAAGUAUUUUUUGAAAUCCGAAGAUUACAGAGGAUAUUCACCCGAAAUUUACGAGCAUCAUAAAGGAGGACCUUUGACCGUAUCUGCGUACGAAUCACCCGAUCCAGCGGUUGAAGUAUUUAGCGAAGGAUUCGCCGAAAUGGGUUUACCUCGAGUGACCGAUUUAAACGGUCCGGUUUCAGUAGGGUAUGGAUCUGCUGAUAGCACGACUAGAGAUGGUAAAAGAUGCAGUACGUACAAGGCGUUUAUUUCGAUAACUAAACCGCGUAAAAAUUUUCAUUUCGCGAGAGGUGUGACUGUUCUGAGGGUAGUGUUUGAUGAAACGUUGAAAAGAGCUAUAGGUGUAGAGGUUUUGGCUCCCAGUGGUAAAAAAUGCGUCAUUAGGGCGACAAAAGAAGUGAUUUUAUCGUUAGGAGCGAUAGGGUCGCCUCAAAUUCUAAUGUUAUCCGGAAUAGGACCAAAGAAACAUUUGAAAAAAAUGAAAAUUCCAUUAGUAGCCAAUUUACCAGUAGGUCGGAAUUGGCAAGACCAUCCUUGUUACGUCGGGUUGGUAUUCACCGAUCGAAAAAAUCGUUUACCGGAUCAAAUCAAAGCCGAAUCUUUGCAGCUGAUCAAAGACACGUACGCUUUGUACCAAAAUGGCAUAGCUACGAUGGGUAUGACUAAACUUAUGGCAUUUAUUAAUACGAAAAAUGACGGAACAUCGUACCCUGACAUACAACUCAUGACUAUGAGGAUAUCCUACCAAACCAUGUGGAGCACGGUAAAUAAACGACAUAAACUAUACAAUAUGUUCGGCUUAUCCGAAGAAACGGCGAGUUUUUUCACAGAUCUCAACAAUCAGUCGGAUUCGAUAUUCAUAAUUUUGAUUCUAUCCGAAAGCAAAAGCACCGGAUACAUGGAGCUGAACUCGGCCGAUCCUUUGGAUUACCCGAAAAUAUACCCUAAUUUUUUACGACACGAGGAUGACUUUCAGUCACUACUGAAUGGAGUUAGAUUCGUUGAAAAGUUUGCCCAAACUGAGGCUCUGAAGAAAUACGGGUUCGAGUUCGAAUUCAUCGAUUACCAAGCUUGCAGAAAGUUCGAAAAAGGCAGCGACGAAUACUGGAGGUGCGCAUUUGAGCAACUUCUUUCAGGAUUUUAUCAUCCGGGAGGUACGAAUAAAAUGGGUGCUGAAAGUGAUCCAACAACUGUGCUCAAUCCUCGCAUGAAAGUUAAAAAUAUCGAGAAUUUACGAGUGGUAGAUGCUUCAGCGAUGGCGAAAUUGGUCUCGGUUAAUCCGAACGCCGCUGUUAUAAUGAUGGCAGAAAAAGCAGCCGAUAUGAUUAAAGAAGAUCAUUGCGUGAUGAACUUCGAAUAGAUUUAUUAGGUAGCUAUUUAUUCGAUGGUUUUGUUAUUUGCGCGAAUGCAGAUUGCAUGCAGUCUAAUCUGUAAAAUAGACCAAGACAUGAAAUGGGAAAUUUCAAACUGAAUCUACAAAACAGGUAAAGUCAUUGCUCAUCUCUUUGAAACAUUGUAAAAAUUGUCAACUUUUUGAAAUAAAUUUUUGAAAAUAAAA